Messenger RNA from Saprolegnia parasitica CBS 223.65, 730 nucleotides. RefSeq lists its product as hypothetical. The transcript has a single exon. Bases 6 to 701 code for a protein of 231 amino acids. The record is from RefSeq and is a predicted model, not a curated record. NCBI's taxonomy places the organism in Eukaryota, Oomycota, Saprolegniomycetes, Saprolegniales, Saprolegniaceae.
CACUGAUGCUGCCGCCUUCGGUCGGGAUCACGACGACACACAAGCUGCCGCGGAAGCUCCGCCAGCAGCGCCAGCGCCAGAAGGCCCAGGCCGCGCACGAGGCCAAGACCGACAUCGAAGCUUACAUCGAGCGUGAAGUCAAGCGCCGGACGGCAGCGAUCGAAGCCGAGGCGCGACGCAAGAUCGAGCGCCUCCACUUGGCCUACGAUCUGCACGUCAACAGCGAGAUCGAGCGCUAUUUGGAGACGUACGUGGCCGGCUCGCCGCGCGCCAGCGACGUCAAGAAGAAGCGCAAGAGCAAUGUCCUCUCGCAGCUCUUCGCCAAGCACGAGGCGGACGAGCCGCGCCAGAUUUCCGAUCUCGACCGCUUCCGCGCCUACCUCAGGGGCAAGUCGGUGCGUCUCGCCGCGGACCUCCGCCAUGCCGACGAAGCGCUGGCCACAGCCACGGACCCGACGGUCAGCGAACUCAUCGAGACGAUCGAGAAACUCCGUGUGCUCGUGCUCAAGCAAGACGAGCAGCUCGAGCAGGCGCAGUACCUCCUCCAAAUUGCACUCGCCAAGGUCGAGAGCUCGGACGAUAUCGUUCUCGGUCUGGACCAUGAGCUUGGGUGCAUGGAGAACCGGCUCGAACGCGCGUCCACGCAGGUCCAGGUGCUCCGGCGGUCCCAGCGUGCGACGCACCGCGUCGGGACGGUCUAGGCGCUUCUUUGUGUAAUUCUAUUUAUUGU